CGCGUCCAAACUUAACCGUUUGAGAGUAAAGCGAUCAUGGGCUCUUCUUCUAGAAAUCUCUAUGCAGGAAUUGGAGAAGGUCAAUCAACCUCUAGGCCACCACUCUUUGAUGGCACCAACUACUCUUAUUGGAAGGAACGGAUGAGAAUCUAUAUUCAUUCCACCAACUUCCAAUUGUGGUCGGUGAUAAAAAAAUGGCGAAGAAAUCCCUAUGAAGAAAGUGGGAGAAACCACGGUCCCAAAGACCGAAAACGAAUUUGAUGCCGAGGACAUCAAGAAGAUUGAAAGCUAUGCAAAGGCCAUACACAUGCUAUAUUGCGCGGUCAACCCCGAGGACUACCGAAAGAUCUCCUGUUGCACAACCGCCAAGGAGGUGUGGGACAAGCUUGAAGUGACGUACGAAGGUACCGAUCAAGUUCGUGAAGCCAAGAUUGAUUUUCUCACCCAAGAGUACGAAAUGUUCGGAAUGAAAGAAGGUGAGAAAAUCGAUGACAUGUUCGAUCGGUUCUCAAAGAUCAUCAACGAUCUUCAUGCUCUCAAAAAGACUUACACCAACAAGGAUCUCAAAAAGGGGAUAGCUCUCAAAGCCACCAAGGAACCGGUGGAAGAGGCUUCAAGCGAUGACGACAAUGAAUUCGGGCUCGUCAUCAAGAAGUUCCACAAGUUCAUGAAGAAGGAAUUUGAGCGGAAGGGAAGCAAGAACGACGGUCCUCCCAAGUGCUACGGCUGUGGCGAGAUUGGCCACAUCAAGCCAAGGUGUCCAAAUGCCAAACACGGCAAGGACAAGCCUGGCUUCAAGAAGCAAAGGGCCUACAUCUCAUGGGGUGGCGAUUCCGGCGACGAAUCAACCGACCAAGAGGAGGACGAAGCUGUAAAUCUCUGCCUCAUGGCGCACGAAGAUCAAAGCGACGACAUCCAAGAGGCAUCAAGUGUACUUUGGUACCUUGAUAGCGGAUGCUCCAAGCACAUGAACGGGGAUGCAUCCAAGUUUCUCCAAAUCAAACCCGCUAAAGGAGGAAACGUAGUUUUUGGAGACAAUAGCAAGGGAAAAAUUAUUGGCGUUGGUUCAGUAGGUAAAUCUGAAAACUCCUCUAUAGAUAAUGUCUUGCUUGUUAAAGAUAAUACUCGCUUGGCGAGAAAGGCUAUUUGUGAUGAUCUUGCAGAUUCAUUAGAGAGAGUGCACAUUGAAGACGAUGAAGAAGACACGCCAUUAUACACCAACCCGCAACCACAACCUGAGGAAACACCUCAAGUGAUGGUCGAAAAUGAGGACCAAGCAGACGAAGAAGAACAAGAGGAAGCCCAUGAACAAGAGGAAACCGAGCUUCCCAUCGCUUGGAGAACGCACAGAAACCAUCCACUUGACCAGGAGUCGCACUUAACGGCGGUAAAAUGGAUUAUGAAAUACCUUGCCCGCACGGUUAACGUUGGACUGUGGACAAGAGCAGGGCCGCCACCUCCGGGAAAUCAAAGUCCAAAUCCUGGGCGCCUACGUCAUCCUCCGAGGAGCGCCUCUACUAUGGCGAUGGGUCAUACAUUUGGUUUGAUUCCGAGGAGGAGCGCACCCGUUUCCUCACCUUCUUCUCUAAACGGGUUGUGGCUCCCCCCACGAAUCAUCCUGGAGUGUUACCCAGAGUUGCAGGCCUACGACGACCUCGACAUGCAGCUUCAUCAAGCCAGCCUUUGGCCGUUCGUCUACCGGGCACGAAAGGAGAUCAACCCGGCGCUAAUCCGGGCCUUCUACUCCAACCUCCGGCGUGAGGACAACGUGCUCUACUCGCUUGUCAAGAGCACGCCGAUUGAGCUCACCGUAGAGCAGCUUGGGCGCAUCGCUGGCCUCCCCUUCCAAGGCAACGAUGUGUCUCACUAUGGUGGAGAGGAUUGGGUGCUCAACAACGAGGGCCUUAUCCUCAACGAGCUUGGCAUCACCGAGCUGAAACGCCAUGCCUCGGGCCGCCCAACCAUCCACUCCGCCAACCCCGAAGGCCGCCUCGUCCUCUACAUCGUCUCCUGGAUCAUCAAACCCAGGAAGCACGGCCACACCAACAUGCACGGUGAAGACCUCAAGCUUAUCCAUUCGAUCAUGCAUUCGGCCCCAAUCAAUUGGGCAAAGUUUGUCAUGAUCAACAUGAACAUUGCCGCGUCAACCGAGCACGACCACCUCCUCCCGUACCCGUUUUUGGUGAUGGACAUCCUUGAACGGUUCAAGGUAACAACCACCGUUGGCCCGAUCACGAAGGCCACGAAGCUUUGGACAAUCAGCAACCAAACCUUCAUCAAACGGUCGGACAACGCCGCGCCACGCCGCACUGCCACUGUCGCUGGCCCAGCCGAACCCCUAGCCCGGGCCAACCUCGUCUCCAUCGCCGACUCCCUCAACCGGCUCCACCUCAAGGUUGACGGGAUGGGGAGAAACCUUGAACGGCUCGACGUGGCUGUUCAACGCCAAGGGUACGCCAUGAACGCGUAUUUCCAAGGCAUCAACUACGUCCUGCCACCACUCCACGACACCUUCCUCGGCGAAGUCUACGGUGAUGAAGACGAAGAGGAUGAGACCUUCUCCCAUUCAAGCUCCCCGGACGAGGAUCAGUUUGACGAUGCCAUUGAUGGUGAUGAGAUGGACGUCGACGACGACGAGGAGGAAACCGAAGACGAAGCCUAGGACUCCCCUAGCAUUUCUUUCUAUUCUUUCGAUUAUCCUAUUUUUAAUGCUUCCGUUGUACUCCGCUAUUUCCCUUUAUUAAAUAAAAGUAUCUUUUAUCUUUUUGUUAAUGUCAAAAGGGGGAAGAAAAGGGCUAUGCAUAU
Cuscuta campestris is the source of this 2805-nucleotide messenger RNA. NCBI's taxonomy places the organism in Eukaryota, Viridiplantae, Streptophyta, Magnoliopsida, Solanales, Convolvulaceae. The record is from the annotation of a GenBank genome assembly.